AUGAGAUAUAGAGGAGAGAAUCUUGUAGAAAAGUCUGUAAAUGACGGAUAUAAAGAAAGAUAUAGAGAACGACGGUUGGAGGAGGAAAGUGCAACUCAACACUGUCGCCUUAAAGGAGUGCUUAUAGCACUACCGAUCUAACCAACUGCAAGACGCCAAUGCAUGUCCAUAGGCGAUGAUGGAGAACAACGGCAACGGCAAGAAGCUGCGGCACCACUUCGUGCUCGUGCACGGGCUCUGCCACGGCGCGUGGUGCUGGUACAAGGUGGCCACCGUCCUGGAAUCCGCCGGCCACGGCGUCACCGCGCUCGACCUGCCCGGGUGCGGCGCCAGCGCCGUGCGCGCCGAGGAGGUGCGCUCGUUCGAGGAGUACUCACGGCCGCUGCUCCGUGCCGUGGCCUCCGCGCCGCCGGGGGAGAAGGUCGUCCUCGUCGGGCACAGCUUCGGCGGGCACAACCUCGCGCUCGCCAUGGAAGCCCACCCGGAGAAGGUCGCCGUCGCCAUCUUCGUCUCCGCGCCCAUGCCAGUCGCCGGCCGGCCCAUGUCAGCGAUCCUGGAACAGCAUCUCCAAGGAGAUUCAGCGCCGCAUUCCUUCCUGGACUGCACAUUUGGAAUCGUGGAGACAGGCUCGGAGGAUCCAGCGGAAACAUUCCUGGUAGGCCCAGAGUGGAUGUCACAGAGGAUGUAUCAGCUCAGCCCUCCAGAGGAUCUGACACUUGCCAGGAUGCUGGCUAGGCCGGCGCAGAUGUUCCUCAGGGACGAGGCCAUGACCGGGGAGAAGGUUCUGACGGAGGGCAGGUACGGCGCGGUGACCCGAGUGUUCGUCGUCGCCGAGGAAGACAAGACGUGGCCUGCGGAGGAGCAGCGGCGAGUGGCGGCCUCGUGCGGCCCCGGCGUGGAGGUGAGGGCCAUCGGUGGAGUUGAUCACAUGCCCAUGUUCUCGAAGCCAGCGGAGCUCGCCCAAGUCAUCAUGGAAGUAGCGGAAAAGUACAGUUGACCGGGAGGAAGAGCAACUCUUGUGAGAUUAAUUUUUAUGAAUCUUGAAAGGAAUGAGAGCUGAGAGAGAAAGAGAGAUGUUAUUUUAAAAAAAAAACUGGCUAGCUUAGCCUCGCGAACCGGGGAUGUUCAA
Panicum hallii is the source of this 1129-nucleotide messenger RNA. RefSeq names its product probable esterase PIR7A. The record is from RefSeq and is a predicted model, not a curated record. The transcript has 3 exons. The coding region runs from base 176 to 997 and encodes 273 amino acids. Gene Ontology annotation, biological process: salicylic acid metabolic process; jasmonic acid metabolic process. Gene Ontology annotation, molecular function: methyl indole-3-acetate esterase activity; methyl salicylate esterase activity; methyl jasmonate esterase activity. Lineage: Eukaryota; Viridiplantae; Streptophyta; Magnoliopsida; Poales; Poaceae.